Molecule: messenger RNA, 1526 nt
Organism: Phragmites australis (common reed)
Lineage: Eukaryota; Viridiplantae; Streptophyta; Magnoliopsida; Poales; Poaceae
Product: protein XAP5 CIRCADIAN TIMEKEEPER-like
Exons: 12
Coding region: 265-1266 (333 amino acids)
Biological process (GO): chromatin organization
Cellular component (GO): nucleus
Source: RefSeq, a predicted model, not a curated record
CCGUAAGCCCAACCUGAUUAGGGUCAAAGAGCAAGUCGGUUAGGCCCAACCAAGCACCCCGGCGCCCGGCGGCUGGCGGCUGCGAGUCGCACCCCGACGCGCCCUCCAAAUCCCCAUUCCUUCCGCCUUCCGCUCUCGCCGCCCCAACCCCGCGCCGGCGGCAGUCUCCGCCCUCCGUCCGGCCGCUGAGAAUUUCGCCCCGGUCCCCUACUCUCCGACGACCUAGGAGGAGAAGGGUGAAGGGGGCCCUCGGAGUCGGUAAGGAUGUCUGGGUUCGGCGAUGGGUACGUGGGGACGGCGCAGGACGCGGUGAAGAUCCGGCGGCUGGAGAAGCAGCGCGAGGCGGAGCGCCGCAAGAUCGAGGAGCUCAAGAACAAGUCCUCCGACGGCCAGCCCGGCCUCCUCCAGUUCGGCUCCAGCACCUCCGAGAUUCUUGAAACUGCAUUUAAGAAGGAAACAGUUGGUCUGGUCACGAGGGAGCAGUAUGUCGAGAAGAGGGUUAACAUACGGACCAAGAUCGAGGAGGAAGAGAAAGAGAAGCUUCAAAAGUUGCAACAAGAGGAAGAAGAAUUGCAAAUGCAGAAAAGGAAAAGGAGGAGAGUGAGGGGUGAUCCCCGCUUAUCUUUUUAUGACGACAUUGAGAACGGAAGUGAUGAAGAUGAUUUUGAGAAUCAGGAAUCUCAAAAGAAAAAUGGCCCUAGCAUACUUGGAAAGGAUCCAACUGUCGAGACAAGUUUUCUACCUGACAGAGAGAGGGAGGCAGAGGAACAAGCAGAACGAGAACGACUGAAGAAGCAGUGGUUGCAUGAGCAGGAAUUGAUCAAAAAUGAACCUCUUUCAAUUACUUACAGUUACUGGGAUGGUACUGGGCACAGGAGAGUUAUCCAGAUCCGUAAAGGUGACACCAUUGGAGAAUUCCUAAGGGUUGUUCAACAGCAACUUGCCCCAGAAUUCCGUGAAGUACGGACAACAUCAGUUGAGAACUUACUUUAUGUGAAGGAAGAUCUUAUCAUCCCUCAUCAACACAGCUUCUAUGAAUUAAUUAUCAACAAAGCUAGGGGCAAGAGUGGACCGCUUUUCCACUUUGAUGUUCAUGAGGAUGUGCGUACCAUUGCCGAUGCAACAAAAGAAAAGGAUGAGUCUCACGCGGGGAAGGUUGUAGAGAGGCAUUGGUACGAGAAAAACAAGCAUAUAUUCCCAGCCUCAAGAUGGGAGAUCUAUGACCCAACUAAAAAGUGGGAGCGCUACACAAUCCAUGGGGAUUAGAGUGUAGAACAUCACACGCAGAGAGCUAAACUAAAAUGUACUUUGGAUGUCUGGAAUUACAAGCACACUCGAGGAUAUGAGAAUGGCGCGAUACAACAAGAGGGGAAUAGGAAGGUCAUUACUGUUGUUUGCAAACAAACAUGUACUUCUAAAACUGUAAUUGUAUGCGUGCGCUAUUUUUACUGAUGCCAAAAUUUCGCCUUAUUCGCAAACGAUCUGAUACUUGUUGGAUAUGAAAGGUAUACUUUUUUUGUAGACAA